CAACAAUCGUGACAGAUUCAGUCACGAGUUGUACAACCAUCUAGCGAUACGCUCCUAUUUUUUUCAGAUAAACAAAUGAUCAAAUCCUCGUGAUUGUUCUUAUCGAUUCAAAUGUGAUUGUGCUUUACAUGUACUCCUAAUUUAAAAAGAAAUUGAGAUUUAUACUUGUAAUUUUUCCUAUGCGAAAUUUAACAUAUCCUUUUUUUUCUUAUUUCAUAUAUACAUACGUUGUUAAUCUUUUUUAUACUCAGUCAAUAUUAACAUAUUGCUUUUAGCAAAUUGAAAUUUUACGUUUAAUUUCCAUAUUGUUAUUAACGAAUAAAAUUUGUAAUUAUAAUUGAAAAUACUAAUAGAAUUCUUUCAAAUAAUGAUAAAAUUCUUUCAAAUAUUUCUUUAUUCAACAAUUUUUUCUGAAGUAUAUAUAUUUUUUUUUUUAAUUAUAUCUUCUCUUCAAUUCAUAUUUCUAGAUAUUUUAGAAUUUUUUCCGAUAUUUUUUCUUCAGUAAAUUUAAUUUAAUUAAUUCUAAUCUUAUUUAAUAGGUUGUAAUUGAUCCAUAUAUAAAAUUACUUUUUUUUAAUGCCUUUUUUCAUUACGAAAUAAAUUGGAUUGAAUUUCACUUUUUCGAGACUUUUUCGUGAGCGCGCAGAAGCUAUUUGAAGAACGCAUGCGCGAGCGGACAAAAUUCGCGCGUCUUUCUAUCGCGCAGGUCAGAAGGGAUUCGACCAAUCAAAACGUCGAAUACUUUUGCUUAUAUAAAGCUUUACCAGCGAUUAUCGUGAGUACAUUCGCUUCGCGCGCGUCGUCCAAAGAGUAAACGGUACAUAGAAUUAACUUGUUUUUCAUUGCUUCGGUCUUUAUACACAAAAAUUUUAUUUUUUUUAUUUGUAUUCGUUGUGACUAUCUUUCUUCAUCUAAUCCUAAUUUUUCUCAGAGAAUAUUCGUAAUAAAAAUUCACAAUAAAAAAAGAAUAAGAAAAUAAGAAAACAAUUAAAUCGUUCAGUGUACAUGUAUUGUCCAUGGAAAAAAAUACAAAUGGGAUUUUACAAAAUAGGGUAUAUAAUUGGAAUUUCAAGAGUUUCUUGAGAGAACGAAAGCUGUUUCCAAAAACACUACGUGAUCUUGUGAGACUUCGUUAGGGGUAACGAAUACAAGUGAUCUUGAGAAAGAAAGAAAGAAAGACGGAGAUCAAAAAGAAAAACAAAGACAACAAGAAAACAAAAAGAGGAAAGAAGAAAAGAAAAAGAAAAAAGACGAUGAUGUGCAAAUUUUUUCUUAUAACAGAUUUAUAAUUGUGAUUAAAAUAGAAACUGUGAUAUCAAAUUGUAAAUAUUUUAUUUUAUUUUAAUACUGUCUCGUUUUGGAAAAACGGCAGCAAAAGAUUUAUAAAACGAACACUAUGGCAAAAAAAGAUUUAAAUUUAGAAGAUGGAAAACCUGUACUGGCAGGACAUAGUGCAAACACUAAUCCAGAAAAUGGUCAUUCUGUUCAUGGAAGUGCUGUCAGACAGGUUCUGGCAGCGGUAGUAGCACAACUUGGAACUCUGAACACUGGUAUGGCAUUUGGUUUUUCUGCCAUUGCUGUCCCACAACUACAAGAACCAAAUAGCAGCAUUCCUAUUGGCAAAGGAUCAUCCGAGGAAUCAUGGAUUGCUAGUAUGUCUUCUAUUGGAACUCCUAUUGGAUGUUUAAUAUCUGGAUAUAUGAUGGACGUACUUGGAAGAAAACGAUCUCUUAUUAUCACGGAAAUUCCAGCAUUACUUGGAUGGAUAUUAAUCGCAUGUGCGACCGACGUUCGUAUGAUAUAUGCUGGAAGAUUCUUUGUAGGACUUGGAUCAGGCAUGGUGGGUGCUCCAGCACGUGUUUAUACAGGAGAAGUGACUCAACCUCAUCUACGGGGAAUGUUGACCGCUUUUGCAAGUAUUGGAGUCAGCACUGGUGUUCUGAUCGAGUAUUUUUUGGGAAGCGUACUUACGUGGAACGUCUGUGCAGCUAUUAGUGGAAUUUUACCUCUUGCCGCUCUUUUGUUAAUGUUUUUCUUCCCUGAAACACCUUCGUAUCUUAUAUCUCGUAGUAGACCUGAAAAAGCACGAGAGGCGUUACAACAAGUUCGUGGUAGUACGUAUAAUAUUAAUCAAGAAAUGGAAACACUUAUUAAUUUUUCGAAUGAGCGCGAUGUUAAGCGUCCAAAAGGAUUUCGAGAAAUAAUUAGAGCUCUUUUAAAACCAAAUGCCAUUAAACCUUUUACUCUAUUGUUUUUAUACUUUCUAAUAUACCAAUGGUCAGGUACAAAUGUAAUAACUUUUUAUGCCGUUGAAAUUUUUAACGAUUCAGGGGCAACAAUAAACAAGUACUUAGCUGCAGUAAUUCUCGGAAUUAUAAGAUUAAUGUCAACUAUUGCUGCUUGUAUCCUAUGUAGAAAGAGUGGACGAAGACCUCUCACAAUGAUUUCGUCCAUCGGCUGUGGACUUUCUAUGGUAGGAUUAGGUGGAUAUAUGUGGUUAAAAAGCUAUUGGACUGCAAAUAAUCUUCCAUUUAUUGCUACUUGGAUACCUGUUUUAUGUAUAUUUUCAUACACUAUUGCUUGUACCCUUGGUUUCCUUGUUAUUCCUUGGAUAAUGAUAGGCGAGGUAUAUCCAGUGCAAGUACGUGGUAUUAUUGGUGGUUUAACCACAAUGGCAGCCCAUUCUUUUAUCUUUACAGUAGUUAAAACAUAUCCAUAUUUAACUAGUAUACUUACUACGCAUGGUACUUUUAUUUUUUAUGGUUGUAUAUCUUUAUUCGGAACGAUAUAUUUUUAUUUAUGUCUUCCCGAAACUAAAGAUAAAACACUUCAAGAAAUAGAAGAUUACUUUUCCGGUAGGAACAAUAAUUUAAGAACUAGAAAUAUAGAUAACCAUAAACCAAAGGUGUUACAAGUGAAAAAGGGUCAGAUUUUGCCUUGAAUUAUUUAUAUAAAUAAUAUUUUAAUAGACGUAAAUUAAUAAUUUGUCGUCUUCCAUCAAACAAAGAUAAAAAGUUAUAUGGCUAAGUUUUAUUAUUAAUCAAAAUUAAUUCAUAUUAUUAUUAAAAACUUGUUUCUAAUUUAAUUUAAGAAAAAAAUGAAACAAUAGUAUUUUAUACUUAUCUAGGAUAUUGGAGAUAAUAACAUGAUUAAAACUCCAAAAAAUCUAUUAAAUUAUAUAAAAAUUACAAUUAUCACAGAUAUUUUAUUUCUUAUUUAUAAGUAAGACAAUUUUCAAUAAUAUCUAUUUAUUAAUUAAAUAUUCAAGUAAUUUAAAUAUAAUGAUAUUUUUUUUAUAAGACAGUAACAAUAUAGAUAUAUUUUUAUAAAAGGAUCAAAUAUAUUCGUAAAGAAAAAAAAAAAUAUGCUUUACGGAUAUUUCAAUACGCACAUAAGAAAACAAAAAGGUGCUAUUUAUUAUUAUAGUAUUACAAUAUAUGUAUAUAUGUGAUAAAAAGAUAAAAUGUAAUUAACUAGACUUAUAAGUGAUAUUUGUAAAAAAAAUCAUAGUCUGACAAUGUACGCGUUUCAACAAUGCAAACUACUCUAUAAAUUAAACAUUUUUAAUAUAUUUACUAUGUA
Apis cerana (Asiatic honeybee) is the source of this 3582-nucleotide messenger RNA. Its product is annotated as facilitated trehalose transporter Tret1. NCBI's taxonomy places the organism in Eukaryota, Metazoa, Arthropoda, Insecta, Hymenoptera, Apidae. The record is from RefSeq and is a predicted model, not a curated record. Gene Ontology annotation, molecular function: sugar transmembrane transporter activity. Gene Ontology annotation, biological process: carbohydrate transport; transmembrane transport. Gene Ontology annotation, cellular component: membrane.